Molecule: messenger RNA, 1808 nt
Organism: Trichomycterus rosablanca
Lineage: Eukaryota; Metazoa; Chordata; Actinopteri; Siluriformes; Trichomycteridae
Gene: prmt8b
Product: protein arginine methyltransferase 8b
Exons: 10
Coding region: 16-1248 (410 amino acids)
Biological process (GO): peptidyl-arginine methylation
Cellular component (GO): plasma membrane
Molecular function (GO): protein-arginine N-methyltransferase activity
Source: RefSeq, a predicted model, not a curated record
AUCCCGUCGGUUCGUAUGGGACUCAGGCACUCGACGCGGUGUCUGCUCCUGCGCAGAAAGAUGGCGGAGGCUGACAGCUCUGAGAAGCAGCAGCAGAGGCAACAGGUCAAAGACGGCGCCCCCUCAUCGCAGCCUCUACAGUUACAAUCUGUACUUAAACCGAUGGCCUCGGUUCAUCAUGUUCCUCGUCCUCCUCAUAUCCCACAUGUUUCAGCACUAUCAACAUGCCCUGGACGUGGAAAAAUGGCCAAGCUUCUUAACCCAGAGGAGAUGACUUCGCGUGAUUACUAUUUUGACUCAUACGCCCACUUUGGCAUCCACGAGGAAAUGCUAAAGGAUGAGGUGAGGACACUGACCUACAGAAACGCUAUGUAUCAUAAUAAACACAUCUUUAAGGACAAGAUCGUUCUAGAUGUGGGCAGCGGGACGGGAAUCCUUUCCAUGUUUGCUGCUAAGGCGGGGGCCAAACACGUCUAUGGGAUUGAAUGCUCAAGUAUAUCAGAAUACUCUGAGAAAAUAAUCAAGUCCAACCACCUGGAUAACGUUAUUACCAUCUUCAAGGGAAAAGUGGAGGAGACAGAACUGCCUGUUGAUCAGGUGGACAUUAUUGUCUCUGAGUGGAUGGGCUAUUGUCUUUUCUAUGAAUCCAUGCUGAAGACUGUCAUAUAUGCCAGAGACAAGUGGCUAAAACCUGGAGGGUACAUGUUCCCAGAUAAAGCAACAUUAUAUGUGGUGGCCAUAGAGGACAGACAAUAUAAAGACUUUAAAAUCCAUUGGUGGGAGAAUGUUUAUGGUUUUGAUAUGACCUGCAUUCGUAAUAUUGCCAUGAUGGAACCGCUGGUUGAUAUUGUGGAUCCAAAACAAGUCGUGACCAACGCUUGCCUUAUUAAGGAGGUGGACAUCUACACAGUAAAACUACAAGAUUUAAUCUUCACAUCAGCAUUUUGCCUACAGAUCCAGAGGAAUGACUACAUCCAUGCCCUCGUCACCUAUUUCAACAUCGAGUUUACCAAGUGUCACAAGAAGACGGGCUUCUCCACAGCUCCUGAUGCUCCUAGCACUCACUGGAAGCAGACAGUGUUUUAUCUGGAGGAUUAUCUGACUGUUCGGAGAGGGGAGGAGAUCCUGGGCAGCAUCGCUGUGAAACCCAAUGAGAACAAUGAGCGUGACUUGGAUUUCACCUUCGAGUUGGAUUUUAAAGGACAACUUUGCGAUGCAGCAAUUUCUCACGACUAUAAAAUGCGGUAGGACCACAGGAGGGAGACGUUUACCUAAACACUCAGCCAACAACAGCGGGUUCUGAACCCAGCACUCCUACAUGCUGAUAACAGAGACUGGGAUGAUAAUACAGACCUAACGUGGUGCCAUCGGUGUGAAUGAAGCACAGAGCAGUAGUGCCAUCACUCCUCCUGUUCUUUAUAAGAGAGCGUUCAUGUCACUCUGAAUGUAACUGUUUACGAGCUGAGAAUAUUUAUUUACUACUUUAUUUUAACCAGUAAAUAUCAGGAAGCAUGGCAGCUAGUAGUGUUUAAAAGUAUCUAUGAAAAAGUGUGAUGAUAAAAGAGUUGUACACAUUAAGAUUUAUUUUAAUAGAAGCAUGGAUAAAAUGUGUUUAUUAUCAUUUCAUUAUUUAUUUGUGGUAAAUUUAGAUGUUCUUUUUUCAGGAAUUAUAUAACUAGUCUUGUUUAUUCUUCGUUCCCUUUUAAAUGCUGUGUUCAAUAUGAUUUGCAUUUUAAACAUUUUCAUUUUUAAACUUGAGAGAAUACGAGUGGUAAAUAAUACAAAUGAGUAAAGAAUAUUGGUUUUAA